Cloeon dipterum is the source of this 1419-nucleotide messenger RNA. RefSeq names its product transcription factor Sox-2-like. NCBI's taxonomy places the organism in Eukaryota, Metazoa, Arthropoda, Insecta, Ephemeroptera, Baetidae. Gene Ontology annotation, molecular function: RNA polymerase II cis-regulatory region sequence-specific DNA binding; DNA-binding transcription factor activity, RNA polymerase II-specific. The record is from RefSeq and is a predicted model, not a curated record. Bases 1 to 1416 code for a protein of 471 amino acids. Gene Ontology annotation, biological process: regulation of DNA-templated transcription; cell differentiation; anatomical structure morphogenesis. The transcript is spliced from 2 exons.
AUGCAUGAGUCGUUGUGGCGGCCCAACCCGCUGAACACCACACCCGGUGCACAACAUCACCUGCACCCUAUCAUCUGUGAUCCAACGUUGGACACUAUCUCAUCGCACCGUCGGAGCUCUGAGGACGAAGGUAGCCCGGGCGUGGGAACCUCUCCGUCGGACCUCGUGCUAACCUCGAUGGAGGCGACAAGCCCCGAGAUGAAGCCGCACCUCAUGCACCAGCACUACCCCAGCCUCGCUCUUGGUGGCCUGCAGCAGAUGGGCCACCACGCGAUGACCGGCGGCGGCGGCCAGUCCAUGGGCGGCCAGCAGCCCGGCGGCGGCAGCGCCGCGAGUAAGGCGGCGCAGAACGCCGACCGCGUCAAGCGGCCGAUGAACGCGUUCAUGGUGUGGUCGCGCGGACAGCGUAGGAGGAUGGCGCAAGAGAACCCGAAAAUGCACAAUUCCGAGAUCAGCAAGUGGCUGGGCGCCGGAUGGAAGCUGCUCAGCGAGGCGGACAAGCGGCCGUUUAUCGACGAGGCCAAGCGGUUGCAUGCCAUGCACAUGAAGGACCACCCGGACUACAAGUACCGGCCGCGCCGCAAGACCAAGACCCUGUUGAAGAAGUACCCGAUGGCAGGCUCCAGCGGAGGCGCCGCUGCCGCGCCCGGCAGCACCGUCCUGUCGUCCGAACGGCAGAGCUCGCAGCAGACGCCGCAGCAGCAGGCGGCCAACGCGCAGCGCGACCUUUACGCGCAGAUGCCCAACGGCUACAUGCCGAAUGGCUAUGUUUCGGCGCCGGCGGCCAUGAUGUCGUCGCACUGCGACUCGGCGGCCAGUUACCAAUACCAAUACCACAUGAGCGGCUCUUACCACCAACAGGCCUACGACAUGCAAGUUGCGUGCCAUCAGCAGUACACGAACGUCAUCAGCGGCACCGGCUACAUGUACCAGUCGUCCAACUCGUCCAGCGGCGGGCCGCUGAGCAUCGGUGUUCCUCAGAUGUCUCACUCGCCCAACAGCGGGAGCAGCUUCAAGUCGGAGCCGCACAGCCCCGGCACCGGCAGCAACGUUGGUACCAAUAACAAUGUCACUAUCAUGCGCGAGCUGAGCAACCCUUCGGCGCAGUCGGCUGCCCUGAUUUACGGCCAGCAGCAGCAGCAGCAGCAUCAGACUGCAGAUGGAAACAUUAACCGCAUGAUCUCAAUGUACUUGCUGGACGGUCAGCAGCAGGUGAUGCACCCGCACCCGUACGCCGCCUCGCAGUACACUCACGCUGCCCAAGCCGCCCACGCUGUCCUUCAGCACCAACAGCAGCAACAGCAGCAGCACUCUGCUGUAGACCACCUGCAGCAACCCUCGACGCCCAACCCAUCUCAACCUGGUAUGAUUUCUCAGCAAUACCAACAAGCAGAGUAUUCACUCACCUCUUUAUAGUAU